Vidua macroura (Pin-tailed whydah) is the source of this 2497-nucleotide messenger RNA. It is a transcript of the gene NME5, whose product is annotated as NME/NM23 family member 5. Bases 220 to 891 code for a protein of 223 amino acids. Gene Ontology annotation, biological process: spermatid differentiation; UTP biosynthetic process; GTP biosynthetic process. Gene Ontology annotation, molecular function: nucleoside diphosphate kinase activity. NCBI's taxonomy places the organism in Eukaryota, Metazoa, Chordata, Aves, Passeriformes, Viduidae. The transcript is spliced from 8 exons. The record is from RefSeq and is a predicted model, not a curated record.
GCCAUCUUCGUCCCGCCCCGCCGAGGCCCGCGGGCGCCAUCUUGUGCCCGGGGCCGGCCCCGCCAUCGCCCGGCAACGGCGGCGGGUCCGGCGGAGUCCCGGAGGCCGGCAUAGCAAAGCCUGGCCGGGCCCCAAGGCAGAGUGCUAACAAGUGCAGAGAACAUCUCAUUGAUUUUGUGAGUUCGAAAGGGGCAAGUGAAUUCUAGUUUAGCAGCCAGGAUGGAGGUCUUAAUGCCUGAACCACAGAUUUAUGUGGAAAGAACUCUGGCUAUCAUCAAACCAGAUGUCAUUUGUAAAGAAGAAGAAAUAGAGGAUCUCAUUCUCCGAUCAGGAUUCCACAUAAUUCAGAAACGGAAGCUCCAGUUAAGCCCAGAGCAAUGUAGCAACUUCUACGCAGAACAAUUUGGAAAAGUGUUUUUUCCUAAUUUAACAGCCUAUAUGAGUUCUGGUCCUAUAGUUGCUAUGGUUCUUGCUAGAAAUUGUGCAGUCUCAUACUGGAAGGAAUUGCUGGGACCAUCCAACAGCCUAAGAGCUAGGAUAACUCACCCUCACAGCUUAAGAGCACUCUAUGGGACUGAUGAGCUGAGGAAUGGGCUCCACGGCAGUCUCAGCAUCUCCUCAGCAGAGAAGGAAAUUCGAUUCAUCUUUCCAGAAGCAAUCUUGGAGCCAGUUCCCACUGGACAAAGAGCUCGGGAUUACCUGAACCUGUAUGUGAAGCCCACGCUGCUGGCAGGGCUCACUGCCCUGUGCAAAGAGAAGCCAGCAGACCCCCUGAUGGCAUCAGAAAGUGUCUCAGAAAUACUUGCUGUCAGCACAGAGAUUUGGCUUGCUGACUGGCUAAUUGAACACAAUCCUAAUAAACCUAAGCUACAAUAUCACGUCUCUCAGUAAGAGCAUCGGCGGUGAGAGCUUGGUGGAAACCAUCUCACACAUUCCAAGUUACAGAUGUGUAUUGUCAUUUUUGGUGUGUCCUUUGACUGUAUAACCAAUACUAUCUAAAGUAAAUGCAUUUGUCAUAACUGCUUGUGUCCUCAUGGGAUAAAUAACCCUACACUUAACCAGCAUGUAAUGGUUCUAAUACCUUCUCUACUGACAAAAUGAAUGUAGAAUUAUACAAUACAUUUUUGUCAUUGGGUGAUUAGAAAAAGACAAUGUUCUCAGAGGGUGUGACUUACUGCUAUUGUCCACAUUUUUCUUAGUUUGGCUGCAUGGGAGAACAAAAUCAUUUACAGCAGUGUGGAUUCCCAAAUAAAAUCCACCUGGUCUGUGCUUUGUAACGCCAAGGGUUGUGUUUCAGCAAUUUUUUAGCAUAAAUUCAGUUACAAAGGGAGGUAUUUGGAUAUAAUAUAGAAAACAAUUACUGGAGGCAUCUUAGCAACUUUGGAAUUUUAAUUAUUGAUUACAUCACCCAGCUAAGGUUGUCCUUGAAGAUGGUUCACUUAAGUCUGAUGUAUUUUGUCAGAAUGUAAUUUGAAGGACUUAUUUGAAGGUACAUUCAAUGCACCUUUCCCAUCUUGGUGGCAAAAGGCUCAAGGACUAUAAAUAACAAGAAGAUGUAUUUUAGUCAAGGACUAAGGUUGUCUUCCAACAUUUGUUUGCAAUAAAGGUGCUUAAUUGGAACAGCUCACCUUAAGAAUGUUUUCUGUGUUCUUCUGCUCCUAAAGGUACACAAAUUUCUGUUGUUUUCCUCAAACUUUCAUAUAUUCUGUUGAAGAAUUUCAUGGGAGUGCUCUUCCACAGGCAAUGGGUUAAUCCUAUGCUAUUGCCUUUUAUGAAGUAACUAAACUGUUUUUGGGGGAUGUGGGGCAUUUUAAUUUUCUUCAAAGAGCUGUACUUACGCUGUUAACUUCAAGCUUUGUAUCUUAUGGUUUGACUGGCUAUAAUGAAGAAAACAGCGUAAUUUUCAUAACUCUGAAAUAAGAGUAUGCUUGUCUAAUACUAAACAAACAAGCAAUUUCAUAAUUUGUUUCAUGAAAAAACUUGCUUCCCCAAUUUGAGUAAUUAUGAGAAACAUAAGUCAUUUUUCUGUAACAUCAAACUUUGUUGACGUGAAUUGUUUAUCCUCUCAGUGGAACAAACCACUAUUGCCAGCCCAGAUAAUAAACAUUUAGAAACGGGUCCCUACAGUACCAAGACCUAAAAAUCUUGGGACUGCCAAGAUAAGGAAAAAAAAAGAAAGCUCAAACACUCAAAUAAUGAAGAAUAAGAGUAUGAGGUGGUUAGAAAUACAGUAAACAGAUCUGUUUAAAACCAGUUUCUUUUGCCUAUAAUUAUUGUCCCCAUAUGUGGGGGUUGUGCUUUGUGGACAGUUGUGUACAGGACAGUUGUGCUUUGUGGUUUCCUGUCAGCCAAAUGAAAAAAUACAUUUUCUAAAGAUGUCAGAAACUAAAAUCUGUUGAAUUCACAAAGCAUUCCCCUGUAUUUUGUUAGUUACUAUGACAUUUGCCUGCUUAUUUUGAUGUGCUACUGUUUGACAAUAAAUACAUCUUUAAUGUUC